AUGGCGGACGCUCAUCGCCGCGCUGCGCCGCCGGCUCAUCACGCCUCGCCGCCGCCGCCGCGCACCCGUGGGCCGCUCGAGGCGCUGGCCGCACGGCUGGCGGACACCCAGCUCGGCGGCGCCGGCAGCGCGCCCUCGCACACGCCGCCGCCGCCGCUGCGGCGCGAGAAGCCGCUGCCCGAUGUGCCGCCGCAGCAGGGCUGUGCGCCAUAUCCGCAGGCGUACGGACCACUGCAGCAGCCGCAAUGGCGUCCGCAGGCCAGCCCUGCGGCGCAGCACGCUCCGCAGCACCGGCGAGCCGAGGACGCGACACGCUGGGACCCUCACGCUGCGCCGGCGCCGCAGCCAUACGCACAGCACGGGCAGCAAGCACAAGCUGGUCCCUCGCGGCUGGCUCCCCUCGCCGCUGCACACCGAGGGCCUCUGCCGCGUGCGCCGGCGGGCAGCGUAUGGGCACACGCUUCGCAGCUCGUCGCUGCACGGCCGCAGUUCAAUGAGCACGGUCCGCAGCGGCCACAGCCAUCAGCGCCCACUUCAAGCGCCUCGCAGCUGCCUUUCUCGACCUCGAGCGCCUCGCUGCCCGCCUCUCUGCGCGCAGCACAGACGCCGCCGGUGCCUCUGCCUCGGCCGCCCAGCAUCUCGAGCGCCGACGUGGCGUACGGCUCUCUGCGCCACCCGAAUCCCUGGGAGAGCUCGCUGCUGGCUCUCCAUCCAAGCACCGGCCGCCCCGUCUCGCUGCCCAGCACGCCCGUGCGAGCACCAGCACCGCCAACUCGACCGCGCAGCGUCUCGCCCUCGCCGCCGCCCACACGCGCCGCUCGCUCGCCGCCUGGACGCGGCAGUGCCAGUCCGGCGCCAGCGGGCGGCGCCACACAGCGCUGCGCUGGCAUUCGCAAGGACGGCGUACGCUGUGCACGACGAGUGCGCGUCGAGAGAGCGGCAACACGCACGCCCAGUCCGCGCAAACGCACGCCAAGUCCGACCAAGGCCACGCGCAGAGAGGUCAUUGUGAUCUCGGACGAUGAUGAGGCGGCUGCGUCUGGCGACGAGGAGGACGUGUUCUGCAGCCAGCAUGUCAAGGAGAUCAACAAGACCGGCGGGAUGCACCUGCCCUCGUCUCGCGGCUUUCUCGCCUUCGAUGCGCUCCUCGUCGGUCUGUCACAAGCGACUGCCGCGCGCAUCCGUGCGCUGCUCGGCAGGCCCUUGACGGCGGCAGACGCCGGCGAGCGCGGCUAUCUCUACAUCUACUCGCUGCGCGCGCUCGACGACGCCACGCACGAGUGCCUCAAGGUGGGGCGCGCCAAGAGUGCGCUGAAGCGCGUGGGCGAGUGGCGGGCGCAGUGCGCCAGCAAGCAGCCUGUGCUGCGCGCAAUCGUGCCGUCGGGCGCAUCGCAGUCGCUCAUUCCCGGCGCCGCAGCACCCACGGCGCGCGGCAUCGUCGGCUCGCACCUGUGGGAGCGCCUGGUGCACCUGGAGCUGCGCGACAUCAACGCCGCCUGGGCAGUGCAGCCGCCCUGCAGCGACUGCGGCGCCCGGCAUCGCGAACUCUUCCGCCUGCCGCGCGGCGCCGGCGGGCGCGAGGGAGGCUUUGAGCAUGCGCUGGCCGUGGUGCGCAAGUGGGAGGCCGUCGUGCGACGCCUGGCGCCGGACUAG
Molecule: messenger RNA, 1653 nt
Organism: Tilletiopsis washingtonensis
Lineage: Eukaryota; Fungi; Basidiomycota; Exobasidiomycetes; Entylomatales
Product: DUF1766-domain-containing protein
Exons: 3
Coding region: 1-1653 (550 amino acids)
Source: RefSeq, a predicted model, not a curated record